AUGUCUACGCCCUUUCGGAGGUCGCGAAACACAAGAGAAUACAAAACGAAUGUCUACGCCCUUUCGGAGGUCGCGAAACACAACUCCCGGGAGGAUUGCUGGCUCAUCAUCAAUGGCAAGGUCUAUAACGUGGCUCAAUUUCUGGAAGAUCAUCCAGGGGCAGAUGAGGUCUUGUUGGCAGUAACCGGUCAGGACGCAACUGAAGAUUUUGAGGAUGUAGGGCAUAGCACAAUUGCAAGGGCUACGAUGCAUGAAUAUUAUGUUGGUGAGAUUGAUGUCUCCACAAUCCCAACGAAGGUUAAAUAUAUUCCUCCCAAGCAACCUUUCUACAAUCAGGACAAGACGGCGGAUUUCGUAAUUAAGAUCCUACAGUUUUUGGUUCCAUUAGCAAUACUGGGAUUGACUGUUAUAGUGAGGAUCUACACAAAAGCAGCCUCGAAUUAG
This is a messenger RNA of Phalaenopsis equestris, 444 nucleotides long. Its product is annotated as cytochrome b5-like. Gene Ontology annotation, molecular function: heme binding. Lineage: Eukaryota; Viridiplantae; Streptophyta; Magnoliopsida; Asparagales; Orchidaceae. The transcript has a single exon. The record is from RefSeq and is a predicted model, not a curated record. Gene Ontology annotation, cellular component: intracellular membrane-bounded organelle; membrane. The coding region runs from base 1 to 444 and encodes 147 amino acids.